UCGGAUUUACGAGUGUCGUUGUUCCGGCUUCGUCUGCCUCGAUUGAAGCCCUGUUAUUGGAAAUCUCGAUAAAACAAACAUUUUAAUCAGCAAAACCCAAAAUGCCAUUCACUUGUAUCAGAAGAGACUCGUCAAACAUCAAAUUCGAUGUGCCACUGGCAGGAACCCUCGAGCAGCUGGUGAACAAUAUGUACCAGGCGGAUGUCCUGUUCAAGGUAGGUCAGUGCGGAGAACUGAUAUACGCUCAUAAACUGAUCAUCACGACGGCUAGCGAGGUGUUUUUCGCGCAAUUCAACUGGAGCUUCGCAGAAUCGAAAAGAGAUACCCUUGCUGAUCCGGUAGUAAUAGAGGAUGUCGAGCCGGCCCCAUUUCUGGAACUACUGCGCUACAUUUAUUGCAGAGAGGUUGACAUCCAGCCCGGCAACAUGCUGGAUAUAUACUACGCUUCGGAAAAGUACAUGUUGAGAAAACUGAGUAUGAUAUGCGAGGACAACUUGUAUAGACUGAUCAACGAAACCAGCGUAAUGAAGGUACUACAGCAUAACCGACGGUACAAGUUUCCCGUAGUUGAUACUAUUUGUGUAAGAAUAAUCUGCGAUAAUCCGCUAAAGUACUUUAAGCAGGAAGAAUUUCUAACCCUGAGCCAGCAAGCACUGCAGCUGAUUGCUUCCAGCUCAGCCAUGAAUUGUCGCAUUGACCAGUUGGAUCAAGCGAUCACACAAUGGAAGCAGAGCAACAAAAAAGCUGAGAUAGAUGUUCAGUUGGAAUCGUUACUAUGCCGAAAACUUUACUUUUUUGACAAAGGUUCUUAUAACUCCAACAUCGAUACACGCUUCAAAGUGGGUGUAGCGACGAAUAUUGACCUGUACGGUGUGGGCAUCUACGUGGGCAUAGAGGGUGAUUCCCCUCCUUUUCGUGAUAGUACCAUCACUAUAAGAGUGGAUCUCAAUGGAUUGUUUGUCGAGGAGACGGUUGCCGUUGUGAAUACUCUGAAGAUUCAUGAGAUUAUGUUUGAGAAGCAAUUGAUUGUUGGGCUAUGCGAGAUUAGCGUAAAAAUAGUCAAACACGACUGUCUGAAGGAGGACAAAAUGUUUAAUCUCAAAGGAUUAUCUACGACGGGUGAUUCAAGGUUCACGGUUAACUCGGUUAAUCAAUCCAUAACCAACGGCCGAGUGUCGCAAAUCAAUUGCGUCGCAUAUUUGCUAUACAACUGGAAAUAACAUGUCGGCUAGUGUUAUGUGCAGACUGCAGAGUUCUAAGACUAUAUCAGAUGAGCUUUAUUUUAUUAUAAAUUUUUGUGCAGUUUGGAAAAGGCAUAACAUUGUCCACAAAUGUUAACUCGUCAUUCUUCUUUUUUUUUCUAUAUAAGUUUGGUUAUCAACAUUCCUAAGGAAACGUUCACAAUUAUUUUUCUUAAAUAAUACUGACUUGGAUUUACCAAAUUGAUGCG
This is a messenger RNA of Ochlerotatus camptorhynchus, 1450 nucleotides long. RefSeq names its product BTB/POZ domain-containing protein 6-like. Lineage: Eukaryota; Metazoa; Arthropoda; Insecta; Diptera; Culicidae. The record is from RefSeq and is a predicted model, not a curated record. Gene Ontology annotation, cellular component: cytosol. Gene Ontology annotation, molecular function: protein binding. Bases 102 to 1220 code for a protein of 372 amino acids. The transcript has 2 exons. Gene Ontology annotation, biological process: neurogenesis.